Messenger RNA from Mauremys reevesii (Reeves's turtle), 3198 nucleotides. RefSeq lists its product as uncharacterized. The record is from RefSeq and is a predicted model, not a curated record. The coding region runs from base 81 to 788 and encodes 235 amino acids. Lineage: Eukaryota; Metazoa; Chordata; Testudines; Geoemydidae. The transcript is spliced from 5 exons.
UGGUGGCGCGUCCGUGUGCGGUUCAGCGUUUCCUGCUCUGCUGUCCCGAUCACUGGACAAAGGAGGCAUCAGCUGCUAUAAUGAAUCCCAGAUCCUGGAUACCUUUGCUCAUGCUUGGAUUCAUACAUUGGUCUCUUUCAGAUUCCCCUGAAAGAACUGAGAUUGUAGGUGAAGGAAUGUCUGUAAAUAUCCCCUUUAACACUGCUGAGCGGUGUGUUCAACUGAGUAGAAGAGCAGACUCGAACCACGCCUGGAUGAAAUGCCUGGUUUGCUUGGAAAAUGGACCUUUAUGCCCUGAAUUCAGAAACAGAUGCAGCAUAUACCUACAUGGCUUAACUCUGCACAAUGUGAGCAAAGCUGACGCAGGGAUUUACAGCAUUACACCUCACCUGAAUGGAAACAGUGUCGCUACAAACAUCGUGCAUCUGGUGGUGCUGGAUCGCCAGCCAUCUUCCACUCAGGGACCACCCGAUUCUCCUAUAUCUGGGACCACCCGCCGUGAGGGGACAGCCUCUGUGCCAACAGGGCCCAUGGACUAUCACAUAUUAUUAGGGAUCAUAGUGGGGGUGAUCAUAGUGGGAGUGAUUGUCAUAGUGAUCGUGUUGAAGAAAUUUGGGCUGUCCCAGUGCCGCAGAAGGCAAAGCUCUGAGCCUCCAGACAGCAACACCAUAGAGCGCCAGCCUCGUCCCGCCCAGCCAAACGAACGCCAAGUAGAUCAGGCCCGGCAGGAGCAAGACCUAUUGGUGAACGGCAGGGCCCAGGAGGACGAAGAGUGUCUGAAGGGGUGAGUGACCCUUCUCUCCUCUGUGAGGAGGGGGCCUCACCUUGUUUAUUUAAUGGCUUUAAUCUGCCACUCCUGUAAAUAAAGCACAUGGGCACCAGAGAUAGGAACCAAUUGCUCUGCCAAGACCCCAGGGUUCUGCCAUGUCCCUGCAGCAGCUCCUAUCAGAGUCUGAGAGGUCAGGAGGGUGAUCUAAUGGGUAAAGCAUUGGGCUGGGACUCCCUGAGUGGCCCUGGGCCAGCCACUGCAUCUACCCUGUGCCUGUGAAAUAAGGGAGACCCUACCUGUGGGUGAGGUGCCCAGACACUGCAGUGAUAAGGACCACAUCAGUGGCUAUGCAGAGAGAAGGUUGGCAGACCCCAUCCCUGUCACUGCCAGCCCUAUAGCUGCUAGCAGCGAAGGUCAGAACCCCUGGGCUUAGGUCUUGGUGAGUCAGUAAAGGGAAACUUUGAAACCCGUCUUUAGUGACCACUCAACUCAUCAGCAGAAGCCCCUAGUUGCUUUGUGAAAGUGUCUGUCUGAUAAGGGUGGAAAAGUUCCACCUUAGUAGAUUUGUACUUGGGGUGGGGUGUUUGAGACUGGUCUUUGCCUAAUAAGCGUGGUCUCUACUGGACAGAUUUCAGUACGUUGUCUUCUAUGUAAAUGCCUGCAUUUGUUUCAUCUUAACUCUACCUGCACCUUCAAGACCCUAAAUCGUGAAGUUAUUGUAACUUAUUUUAUUUAUUGCUAGCAUAAGAAGAGCCAUAGGACUCUUCUGCACUGAGAACCUGCCCCACCCCUCCUUCUAAAAUUUGUUUACAUCUGGAACUGGAUCAGCCACUCUCCUCAGCAGGGUUUCAGAUAGUCACUGAAUAGACCAAUGGGUUUUCUGUACCAGCACUGAACUCUUAGCAACAUAAGGUCCCAAGCAACAAGAGAUUAAAAGAUCUGGCCUACUCCACCCUCACAUGCAGGGGCGCUGGAACAAUUUGUACAGUGGGGGGGGGGGCGGGGUGCUGAGACGCAUUGAACCAAAUUGUAAACCCUGGAUAUGCUGGAAACCACUUCAAGCCAGGGGGUGCGGCUGCACCGCCAGCAGCCCUAGUUCCAGCACCUGUGCUCACACGGCUUUGUUCCAUCUCAGUAUGCACCAGACCAGAUUCUGCUCUCACAUUAAUGUAGCUCCAGAAUGAUGCCUCUGAAACCAGUGGGCUCAGGGGAGAUUCUGAUCUCUGACCCCAGUAUAAAUCCAGCCCUCUGUAAAUCCAGAGCAAGUUAGAACCACUCUGGAUUUAUACUGGGUCCUGGAUAUCAGAAUCAGGUUCUGUCCCCAUUGACUGCAGUGGGGUCGUUCUGGAUCGAUGCUAGCGUGAGAGCAGAAUCUGGUUUGUGGCCGAUGUUUGUCUUGGAGCAUUAAACCACUGGAGUGUUGCUCACCACUCGUGAGCAUAAUAGGAAUAAUCAUCUUUGUACUGUAACUCCAGCAUUGCCACCGAUCUAGCCACAACCCUUUUCUUGCGCAUAAGAAAGCAGCGUGCUGCCAAGCACGUGUAAAACAUAGUCUUUGACACAGGUCUAAGUGUCUACCUCAGCCUUUCGUGGCUGGAACGAGACUGCACGCCGUAGCUGACCAAAACCUGGAGGUGACAGUGGGAGCACAACUUGCAUUCUCCUCUCCCAAACGCACAGGCUGUGACCACUUAAGCUAAGAAUCUCUGUUAUGUAUUAGCUCUAUGGGCUUUAAAGCCACACAGGUGAGCAGUUCUAAUUCCAGCCACAGGGCAGCAAUAUAUAGCUGAGACAUAUCACUGUGGACUCAUAAGCGGUACAUUGCACUGUGAAUUACACUAACUCAACCCUUAUUUCAGUGUUGUACAGUUUCUGUGAACUAAGAUGCCUCAGACUUUUCAAAUCAAUUAAAUCCAAUCAGCAAACUACAGCAAAUAGAUCUAUCACCUUGCAUUACCAGGAAAUUCACCAGCUCUGUGCUUCAGUUUCCCCAUCUGUAAAAUGCUGACCUCCUCUGUGAAAUGUUUGAGAUCAACUGAUAAAAAAUGCUAUAUAAGAGCCAGAUAUUUCUUGUUAUUCAGUAUUAACAAAUCUACUGCCAUGCUAAAAACUACUGUUCUUCAGAACACAUUUUUUAAGAUCUAUGGAUUUUAUACAAUAGAAUAAUUUUUUUUUAAAAUCCAGAAAUCUAUUUUCCAACAGUAUCCCUAGUACUACUGAAAUGAGUUUCUAUCCGGGACAGUAUUUUGUUAAAUUAAUGUCUGGUCUGCCAUUUCUGUUAGGCAAUUUUUAAAAAAAAAAGCCAUGACACUGUUUUGAUGUGACAAAUGGAUGUAUUCUAGGUGCUACAUUUAAUAUAUUCUGUCCAUAAGUUAUUGCACUUUAUAUGUUCAUUCCCUCUUUUCUAACUGUAUUACUUUUAAUUCCUA